AAUAAGACUCGACACUCGACCCAACCUUCAUCCCGAACAUCUCUUGCUACUCCUUUAUAAAAAAGUUCGAGCUUUGUGAACGCACGCGCGCGCGAACUCGACUGUUCACGCACUUGUCAAUUAUUUUUUUUUUCAAAAAAAAAAAAAAAAACUUCGAAAGUUUUUUUCUAUCAAAAAAAAAAAAAGGACCGAGUUUUACCGUGCAAAUUUUCCAGUGAAUCUCAUUUUUUUAUCUUCACUUUUGACGUCAUCGAUAAAAAAAAAGUAGCAUCAUGGUGAAAUAUAUUCUAGUCCUGACGAUAUGCCUUCUGGCGGUGAAGACUGUUCUCAUGAUGCCAGUUGCUGAUGAAUCGACAAAAAUUGAAUCCAAACAAGAGGAAAAAGUCGCCUCAAGUACUCAAGCAGAACAACCGGCAAAAUUAGAUACCACCACUCAUCUAAAAGACGAACCAUCGGCUGUUGUACCAUUGGCGGCAGAACAACACGACACUCAUCAUGAAAAUCACAAGGAUCACGAAAGUCAUGAGGCACACAAGGGUCAUGAAAAUCAUGCUCACGACAAUCAUGAGCAUAAAGUACGUUCAACACCCUCUGACGAUUCAUCUGAAAGCAAAGAAAGUGAUGAGAGUUCUGAAAGUGCCGAAAGCUCUGAGGAAAAAAAGAAAGAACAACCAAAAAAAGAGGAGAAACAAAUUUUAGCCGAUGAGAAAAAAUCAGAAAAUAUCGAAGCACCAACUAAAAUUGUCGCUAGAUCUGAAUCUGAAACAGCUGCAAUUCCAGAAGCACCAUCAGCACCAAUUGCCGAUUCACCAGCAGAGGCACCCAAGGAUACACCAAAACCUGAAAUUAAAUCCGAAGCAAAAGCCGAGGAGAAGCAAGCACAAAUUGAAAAGAGAUCGGAACAAGCAAAACCCGAGGAGAAAACUUUGGAGAAAAUUGAAAAAGUUGCCGAUACACCAGUAGCUGAUGAAAAGACGGCACCAUUGCCCGAGGAACCUAAGAAACAAGAGGAGAAAAUCCCUGAGAAAGAGGAAAUUAAACGUGAAUCACCAAUUGCCACUGCACCACAAGAAGGUAAACAGGGAGCACGAUCUGAGGAACCAGCAGCACCAGAGGCAAAAUCUGCACCCACUGAAGCGGUGAAAAUUCAAGAGUCCAGCAAAACUGAAGAACCAACUAAAAUUGCCGCUGAACCAGCGAAAAUUGAAGAAAUCCCUUCAACAAUUGUAAAAACAGCAAAUAGUGAAGCUGCCGAUGAAAAGAGAGAGCUCAAGACACUUGAUUCCGAAUCAGUGCCAGUAGUGCCAGCUCAACCAGCUGAAGAGCCAAAAUCACCCAAGGAAUUAGCACCAAAACCAAAAUCCGAGGAAUCAAAACCCCACGAUGACGCUAAACCAUUGGAAGAAAAGGAACAAAAAGCAGAAGCUUUGCCAAAACCCGAGGAAGUUAAAGAAGCCGAAAAAACGCAAGACGCAAGUAGCAAAAGCAGCAGCAGUCCCAGUGGCGGCACUAGUGAUUAGUUCUGAAAAAAAGCUCCUCUUAAGCGGCUAAUUCAUUUACAGAAAAUCGUAUUUCAUUCCGAAAAAGUAUCUUAUUAAGUGAACAGAUUAAUGAAUGAGAAAGAUUUUUGUUUGUAUGUGUUGAUUAAAAUGUGAAUCCAUGUAUGUGUGUGUGUAUUAAUGAAAAGGAAAAAAUGACGCGAGAGUAUGUGCGGCUUAAUGAAUUGAGAAAAUGUGAGAUUGCCCUGAAAAAAAGGAGAGAGAGAGACAUUGGGAACUGUAAUAACAGAAAUAAAAAAAAAACACAAUCUUUUUUUUAAGCAGUAAAUUCAUUCUCGAUUAACAGCAAAUAAAAAUAAAUUCACAUAUCUAUAAAAAAAAAUUUUAUCAGUUUGUAGCGUAUGACAUAAGUUAGCGAAUCGCAUAUGAGAUGGAAAAGGAUAAAUGUAAUUUUAUCCUUUUUCAUUCUCAUUCAUGAAACUAUUUUCUUGCGCAAAUACGCCAUGAACUAACAAAAUUUCUAUAGAAAUUGUAUCACGACAAAGAGAGCAGUUUCAGACUGACGCCAUCUGAUGGCGAUUUUUUAAAAAUUUCCGGUUCUUAAGGGGGCGCGCUGUAUGGACGCAAAAACAUUGCAUCGAAAUGCCGGUACAAAAAAAAAAAAAAAAUUAACCAUCGCGAUCUAUUUUUUUUUUGCUAAUAAUUUUGUCUCAAGACCGAAAAAUUGAUUUCUAUUGAGAAAAAAUUAUUUUCGGUCUGAGAAACAAAAAAAAAAUUUCGCCCUUUUUUUUUUAGUAGUCCCCGCGAGUAUAUUAUCUUAUCGGCGAGAGUCGAUUUUCAUGCAUCAUUUUUUUUCUUCUCCCAACAAAUCUUGUCUAUCCCAAUAAAAAAAAAAACAAACAAAAGCGGUUCUUCCAAAAUUUGCUAGCGAUUAGUUUUUUCUUUUUUCGUAAUAGUUUUCUUUUUUUUUUUUUAGACGACUACCGCCUUAUAUAUUAUACUUGUACCGCUAAUUAUUGUUAAACAAAAUUCAUGUACCGCUCUUAUUAAUCUAUUAUGAUCUGUAUUAUUACUAUCAUCAUCGUUACAAUAAUAAUUAUUGCCAUUAUAA
Messenger RNA from Leptopilina boulardi, 2610 nucleotides. It is a transcript of the gene bnb, whose product is annotated as neurofilament heavy polypeptide-like. The coding region runs from base 273 to 1520 and encodes 415 amino acids. Lineage: Eukaryota; Metazoa; Arthropoda; Insecta; Hymenoptera; Figitidae. The record is from RefSeq and is a predicted model, not a curated record. The transcript is spliced from 3 exons.